Messenger RNA from Pyricularia oryzae 70-15, 971 nucleotides. RefSeq lists its product as uncharacterized. Gene Ontology annotation, cellular component: mitochondrion. The coding region runs from base 182 to 418 and encodes 78 amino acids. The transcript is spliced from 2 exons. NCBI's taxonomy places the organism in Eukaryota, Fungi, Ascomycota, Sordariomycetes, Magnaporthales, Pyriculariaceae. The record is from RefSeq and is a predicted model, not a curated record. Gene Ontology annotation, biological process: mitochondrial respiratory chain complex II assembly.
CACCUCGGUUCGAGCCAAUGUUGAGACCGAUCCGAUGAUUAAUUGAUUGGUGUUGUCACCAUUUCCAUAUUCCAAAAGAAAAUAACCGAAGGAAAUGAGUUGAUAACUCAUUACUCUUUGUUUCUUUUAUUUUCCCAACAGAGCUCACUGGGCUGCAAGCAUUACGGAGUAGUCGACCACAAUGAGGCUUUCGGGGUUGCAGAAGGAAGUCUUGUCUCUCUACCGGAGUACACUCCGCGAGAUUCGAAAGAAGCCCGAGACCAGUCGGCAACACUUUCGGGACUUUGCGAGAGCAGAGUUUGACAGGAACCUGGUCAUCGACAAGCGUGAUUUUGCAGCUGUCGAAUAUCUUCUUCGCAAGGGCCGCCGUCAGCUUGAAACUUACUCUGCACCUGGGAUCAAAGAUAUUAGGCGAUGAGACGACCUAAUGUUUGUUAUUAUGGAGGGCAACUGCCUGGUCUUUUCGGGAAGUCGGUAGAGAUACCUUAAUGUACCGGACCGACCUACCUGGCUUAUAGAGUCCAAACACCUUGCUGGCUGAGAAUCGCUCUUUCCAAACGCGGACCACAUAAGGUGCCUUAUUUUACCAUGGAGCUUUCCUGCCAAAAUGGCACCUUCCUCCAGUUCGACCAGGACCUGUAUAUGCGUGGAGGAGGCGCGGCAACUCAAGCCCAAUUAGCAUGUUCUCUUCGGAAAUUUUAAAGAUUGCCUAAAAGCACCUUGGUACCUUGGGUCUGAGCCUCAAAAGGAAAUUGAAAGAUGUAAACAGGUCGUGUCGGUACAUGCCUUAGCGUCAUCAUAUUCUUCUUUUUACACAAAUUUAUUUCAACUCUGGCUGGCUGGCUUCCUUGUCUCUUUCUUUGGAAGGGGGCGUGACCUCCUGCUUGGGCCCUCGCUUGUUUUUCUUGUUUUUCUUUUUUGGAAUAAUGGACGAUGCCUGCAUUCAACUUAUCUUAGAAAGGAAGUUCGCA